Molecule: messenger RNA, 819 nt
Organism: Penicillium pulvis
Lineage: Eukaryota; Fungi; Ascomycota; Eurotiomycetes; Eurotiales; Aspergillaceae
Exons: 1
Coding region: 1-819 (272 amino acids)
Source: RefSeq, a predicted model, not a curated record
AUGCACUUUCCUCGGAAGAGCUGGCUGCUCGCUUUUUUCACCGGAACCAUAACAAAUGCUUCUGACAUACUAGAAGUAGAUCUCGUUUUCCCACGCAACGAAACAUAUGCGCCCACGGAAUGGUUCCCUGUUGUUUUUGCUUUCCAGAAUCCAGAGCGCGCCCGAUACCUGAACCCGGCACUUGGCUAUACGAUAUGGAAUCUGGAUGAUACCAACAACUCACGUACUUUUUUGCAUGAUUUAAGAUGGACCAACUGGACCGGGGAAGACCCCUUUUACGCAUAUCAGUACUUUGAUUUCCUCGAGGACGAAGGACGGUGGAGGGUGAGGUGGACCCUAGACUGGCAAAGUUGCGACGAGGAUACCUUCGGAGGCAAUCCUAUCGAUGCUAAGAUAAUAAGCAACUCUUCUACUUGGUCUACCUGGUUCACUCUUCAAAGUUCAGCCCCCAAAGUGGAUCUCGUUGCUGCAACAGCCAACAAAACGUGUCCUGGGGAAUACGGUAUGACAAUCAAUGUGACGGACAAAACCAUGCAAGUCCCGAGGGGGGUGACUUGGUCUGGUGGUGAUCACACUAAUCAUACUUGCGCGGUCGUGGCGUCCUCCGCCCCAACUCCCACUUCGGAUCCUUGCCAAGUCCAUAUUGACAAGACAAUCGUCGCAAGUAUGGAAGCCUCUUUGCAUACCCGACUAUGUAAUGGCUUGAAUCCACCAUCCGAUUGCGCGGACAAUAAGGACAAUGCUGCGCAGCAACUAGCUGUCGGCGGCAUAUCAUGCUUGCUUGCUGCGGCCGGGGCUUUGAGUUUCUUUCUUGUGUGA